UAGCACUACUGUACACUACACCUGUCACAGCGAUCAGCUGAUGGCUGUUUAUUUCUGUCAUUUCAGUCCAAUCUGUCAAGUAGAUUCAAGAGAAAAAUUACAGAACAGGAGCAAGCCAUCAUGCUGAAAAAUCUUCUUCAGGUAAUUCCAAAAACUAUCAGCAAUGAAAUCAACGCUAAAACAUUGCACACAACUGCUGUUAUGUGCAAAGUACAAGCUGGUCGAUAUCGCAUAACCCCAAAACGCGACAGACCUCUUACCUAUGAAAUGGCAAAUGCUCCUCACCACAUCGUCCAUCGUAAAUCAUGGAAUUCUUGGAAUACAUCAACUAUUCUCGAUGGUCUUCGUCCCUCACAAACGGCAAUUGAGGAUGUCUUCAUAAGGAAGUUCAUGAUUGGAACAUGGCAUGCCCUUGUCUGCUCUGAAGUCAUAAUCAAAAGACAAUACAAUCACAUCCGUAUUGCUGCAAUCAUUAGACAAGGUAUAACAGCUCGCAAAAUGUACUUUCUUAUUGGCUACACCGAGGAAAUGCUUUCUAAUUGGCUCCAAUGUCCGGUUACUCUUGAAUUACAAACUGUAGCCGAUAGGAAAGAUGUUGUAUUUAAAUAUAUCUAAGCUUAGUAAAAUAAAUCAAUGCUAAUUUGAACCAAAAA
Molecule: messenger RNA, 653 nt
Organism: Episyrphus balteatus (marmalade hoverfly)
Lineage: Eukaryota; Metazoa; Arthropoda; Insecta; Diptera; Syrphidae
Gene: mRpS24
Product: 28S ribosomal protein S24, mitochondrial
Exons: 3
Coding region: 121-615 (164 amino acids)
Biological process (GO): translation
Cellular component (GO): mitochondrion
Source: RefSeq, a predicted model, not a curated record